This is a messenger RNA of Amblyraja radiata (thorny skate), 2705 nucleotides long. It is a transcript of the gene ccnq, whose product is annotated as cyclin Q. The record is from RefSeq and is a predicted model, not a curated record. Gene Ontology annotation, molecular function: cyclin-dependent protein serine/threonine kinase regulator activity. The coding region runs from base 540 to 1349 and encodes 269 amino acids. Lineage: Eukaryota; Metazoa; Chordata; Chondrichthyes; Rajiformes; Rajidae. Gene Ontology annotation, biological process: regulation of transcription by RNA polymerase II. The transcript is spliced from 2 exons.
AGGCAAGGCUGGCGAGCGCACGUCUCCCCCCUCCAUACGUGACCGUGGGAGCGAGCGGCGGCGGGGACGAGCACGGCCAGAUCUCUGGGGAAAGCGGCGGCCCGGGCGCUGCCUCGACCCGCUCCUCCCGGCCGCUGCCUCGACCCGCUCCUCCCGGCCGCGGGCACAAGCACAGCCUGAUUUCCCUCCCCCACCCCUCCCUUAGAGGAGACGAGCAGCAGAGGCGGGGACGAGCAAGGCCAGAUCUCUCUCUCCCGCCCCACCACGGGAGCAAGCAGCAGCGGACGCGGAGACGAGCACCAGUGGACGGGGACGCGGAGACGAGCAGAGACACCCCCGGGAGCGAGCAGCAGCGGGGACGAGCACGAGCACAGACCCCCGGGAGCGAGCACCGGUGGACACGGGGACGAGUACAGACCCCCGGGAGCGAGCAGCAGCGGACGCGGGGACGAGCACGAGCACCGGUGGACGCGGAGACGAGCACAGCCCCCUCUCCCUGGGGCGCUCCCUCGCUGCCCCCGGUCGGGGUCGGGAUCGGGAUGGAGGAGGAGGAGGAGGAGUCGCGGAGGGAGCGCCUCCAUUUCCGUGUGUGCCGCUUCAUCCUGGAGUCGGGGGUGAAGCUGGGCCUGGGCUCGUUGCCGCUGGCCUCGGCCUGCACCAUCUACCACCGCUUCGUUGCCCGCACGGCGCCGGGCGCCUACGACCCUUACCUGGUGGCCACGGCCGCCAUCUUCCUGGCCGGCAAAGUGGAGGAGCAGCACCUGCGGGCCCGCGAUAUCCUCAACGUCUGCCACCGCUACCUCUACCCCCGCCUGCCGCCGCUACAGGUAGACAACACCUUCUGGGACUUACGGGAGAGUCUGGUGCAGUGCGAGCUCCUGAUGUUGAGGGUUCUCAACUUCCAGGUGUCCUUCCAGCACCCCCACAAGUACCUGCUCCACUACCUGCUGGCGCUCAGGGGGUGGCUCAACCGCCAUGUUUGGGAGCGGACGCCCCUCGGCCCCACGGCCUGGGCGCUGCUCAGGGACAGUUAUCACGGGGCCCUGUGCCUCCGCCACCGGCCCCAGCAUCUGGCCGCCGCCGCACUACACCUCGCCCUGCUCUGCUACGGCCUGGAGGUGCCCGGACAGGGCAGCAGCGGUCGCGACUGGUGGCAGGUGCUGUGUGAGGGGUGUACGUGGGACAUCCUGCAGGAGAUCGGCCGCGAAAUGGUGGCCGUAGGAAGAGAGGGGAUAGGGGUGAGGAGAGAGAGAGAUAGGCCACUGUAUCCUGCCUGUAGUAUAGCAACGAGAGAUGCACACAAUAUUCCAAGAGCAGUUAACAAGUGUUUUUUAAAGCUACAACAAUGAACAUAGAACGGUAAAGCACAGGAAAAGGCCUUUGGCGCACAAUGUGCCGAGCAUGAUGUCAAGACAAACUCUUUUCUGCUUGCGCAGGUGCCAUAUCCCUCCAUUCCCUUCAAAUUCCUGUGCCUAUCUAAAAGCCUCUUAAACGUCACUAUCAUAUCUGCCUCCACCACCAUCCCCAGCAGCACAUUCCAGGCCUUGCUCAUCUCCUUUCAACUUUGCUCCUCUCAUCUUUAAGCUAAGUCCUCUAGUAUUUGAUUUUUCCAUAAAGGGAUAAAAGUUUGAUCUGUCUACUCCAUCUAUAAUCUCAUAAUUUUUCUUUCAGGUCUCCCUCAAUCUCCAGCGUUCCAGAAAAAAACAAUUCCAGUCUGUCCACCUUUUCCUUAUAGCUAAUACCUUUAAUCGAGGCAUCAUUCUGGCAACCUUCCUCUGCACCCUUUCCAAAACCUCCCCAUCUAUCCUGUAUUGGGGCAACUUGAACUGCAUGCUUUACUCUAAAUGCGUCCUAACUAAAUUCUUAUUAAGCUGCCACAUAACAUCCUAAUACAGGUCCACCGCCAAUUUUUCAGCACUCUUGGUUCCAGAGGCUUGCCGGACUAUGUUUUGCUGGACCAACAGAGGUCACGGCCUCGGAGGAGUCAGAACGGGUUGCAUGGGCCGCAGGGGGGCCGAGAUACCGGCCUACAAAGUUGGCCUCUGAGGUCGGCUGUGGGAAUGGAUCUGCCGACUGGCUGGGCCGAAGUUCCAGACCCCCGGCCGCCGGGGGCAAAUUCGAUCCGCCGAUCGCCCACGGAAGUCAUGAUUCGGUCAAGAUCAGCCACCUCACCCUGCCUAGGCGCCAUAUUUUCAGGGCAGUUUUCCGAGGGGGAUUUCAAGUGUGCUCUCCUAAUUUUGUCCAGAUUAAAGGAGGUGCUGGAAAAUCGGUGGUGGACCUGUACUAUAAUAGCAUUUAAAAGACGCUUGGAUACAUGGGUAGGAAAGAUCUACAGGGAGGGAUAUGGGCCAAGCACGGGCAAAUGGAACCAACUUGGAUGGCGCGUCUUGCUCAAUGUGAACGAUUUUGGCUGAAAACUCUGUUUCUGUGCAGUUUGACUCUGACUUUAUAUUGGUAUUGUGAAUAUUAAAAAAAUGAAAAUUUCCAAAGAAUUGUUGAGCAACCAUUUCAACCUUAAAUGGAGUGAAUUAUUGUUCAUGUAAUCUUGGUUUUACUUGUUAUGUACAUAAAUAUUUCAACAUCACUCAUUGGAAUUAACUGAAAUGAUGUGUAACUAAAUUAAUAUGUGCAGUUGUACCUACAAUAUAUGGAUUAAUGAUUAUUGUUAUUAAUCUAGCUUUCUUUCACUAAUAAACUGAACUACU